Molecule: messenger RNA, 615 nt
Organism: Dictyostelium discoideum AX4
Lineage: Eukaryota; Evosea; Eumycetozoa; Dictyosteliales; Dictyosteliaceae
Exons: 4
Coding region: 1-615 (204 amino acids)
Biological process (GO): cell adhesion
Source: RefSeq, a predicted model, not a curated record
AUGACUGAAAAAAUGCAUGAAUUGAAAAUUACAAUAUUUACUGAUAAAGGGAGAUCAACAAUAAGUGGUAUAGAUUUUCCUCUACCUGUAUUACCUUAUCCUGCUCCAUAUACUUUUAGAUUAUAUGGAUACAAAAUUGAAGGCCCAAAUUUAACCAAUAAAGAAUUUAAAGUAAAAACAGGUAAAAUUGAAUACAAAGGAGAAGAAUUUGAUAUUCCUCCAUCAUCUAAGGGCUCAUGGAGAGGAGUAGAUGAAGAAAUGGAUUUAACCUAUGUUACAAUAUAUCCAAAUAUAUUCUCAAAUCCAAAAACAGAGAUUGGUUAUUAUCCAAAUAUUGAUAAAGCAAUUUUCACAACUACAGUCACAACUUUAGCUAAAACCACUAUUGAUUUAAUAUUCAAUGAAAACAGUUGGAAUCAAAAUAAAUCAAAACCAAUUUCAAUUUAUAAUUUAAAUGGUAAUUCAAUUGAAUUGAAAUUAUUUUAUAGUGUAUUAGAAAACAGUUUUAAAUGUAAUGAAAUCCAAUUCGAUGAAUGGAUUGAAUUAGUUACAAAAUCAAAUGGAAAAUCUUCAAAAAGAUAUUCAACAUUCCACAUUCUCAAUAAUCAAAAUUAA